GAGGGGAGGGAGGGCAAAGAUGGCGGCCGUGAGUUAGAAAGCGGCGGGCGGCGGGGCCGGCGGCGGAGACUUCCAGGAGCCCGCGGGAGGAUCGAGUGCGACAGAGAAGAUGGUGGAGCCAGGACAAGAUCUGUUGCUUGCUGCUUUGAGUGAGAGUGGAAUCAGUCCAAAUGAUCUCUUUGAUAUUGACUCUCCAGACGUGGUUCUUGCAAAUCCAGCACCAACUCCAGCUGUUCAGCAGUCGGUGCCGCUCAGCGCCUUGGAGCUGGGGCUGGACACUGAGGCUGCAGCUGCUGUCAAACAAGAACCAGAGACUGUCUCCACUCCAGCCCUGUUAAAUGUUCGGCAACCACCAUCCACCACAACCUUUGUGCUGAAUCAAAUAAAUCAGCUUCCAACUCUGGGGACAACCAUAGUGGUGACAAAAACGACGCCUGUGACGACCUCGCGGCAGACGAUCACUGUAGCAAAGAUCAUCCAGACCAGCACAACCACCCGGCCCUCGGUGGCAGCACCAGCAGUUCGCAAUGCCUUGACCACUGCACCUUCCAAGGACCAGAUUCAGCUGAAAGAUCUGCUCAAGAACAACAGUCUGAAUGAACUCAUGAAAUUGAAGCCACCUCCUAAUAUUGCCCAGCCUGUAGCGACAGCAGCGACUGACCUAAGCAAUGGUGCAGUGAAGAAGGAGGCUUCCACAAAAGAGGUAGCAAGGAUAUGGAUAAAUGACAUUAAAAUGAGAAGUUUUUCACCAACUGUGAAAGUGCCAGCAGUAAAAGAAGAGGAGGAACCUGAGGAGGAAGAUGAAGAAGAAAUGGGCCAUGCAGAGACCUAUGCUGAAUAUAUGCCAAUAAAAUUAAAAAUUGGUCUGCGUCACCCUGACCCAGUGGUGGAAACCAGCUCCUUAUCCAGUGUGACUCCUCCUGAUGUGUGGUACCAGACAUCAAUAUCAGAGGAAACCAUUGACAGUGGCUGGUUGUCAGCUUUGCAGCUGGAAGCAAUCACUUAUGCAGCCCAGCAACAUGAAACAUUCCUGCCCAAUGGAGACAGAGCUGGAUUCUUGAUAGGUGAUGGUGCUGGUGUAGGAAAAGGAAGGACCAUAGCUGGAAUAAUCUAUGAAAAUUACUUGUUAGGCAGAAAAAGAGCAGUCUGGUUUAGCGUUUCAAAUGAUCUGAAAUACGAUGCUGAGAGAGAUUUGAGAGAUAUUGGAGCAAAAAACAUAUUGGUGCAUUCAUUAAACAAGUUCAAGUAUGGGAAGAUUUCUUCCAAACAUAAUGGAAGUGUGAAGAAAGGUGUCAUCUUUGCUACCUAUUCUUCUCUUAUUGGGGAAAGUCAGUCUGGUGGUAAAUACAAAACCAGAUUAAAGCAGCUCCUUCACUGGUGUGGUGAAGACUUCGAUGGAGUUAUUGUAUUUGACGAGUGUCAUAAGGCAAAGAAUCUGUGUCCUGUUGGUUCAUCAAAACCAACAAAAACAGGUCUGGCUGUAUUGGAACUUCAAAAUAAACUUCCAAAAGCCAGGGUUGUUUAUGCCAGUGCCACAGGUGCAUCUGAGCCAAGGAACAUGGCAUAUAUGAACCGUCUUGGAAUAUGGGGUGAAGGAACUCCAUUUAGGGAAUUCAGUGAUUUUAUUCAGGCUGUUGAAAGAAGAGGUGUUGGUGCCAUGGAAAUAGUUGCUAUGGAUAUGAAGCUGAGAGGAAUGUACAUAGCCAGACAGUUGAGUUUUUCAGGUGUAACUUUCAAAAUCGACGAAGUUCUGCUCUCACAGGAAUAUGUUAAAAUGUACAAUAAAUCUGUGAAACUGUGGGUCAGUGCUCGAGAGAGGUUUCAGCAGGCGGCCGAUCUCAUCGAUGCCGAGCAGCGCAUGAAGAAAUCUAUGUGGGGUCAGUUCUGGUCAGCUCACCAGAGGUUUUUCAAGUACCUUUGCAUAGCCUCAAAGGUGAAAAGGGUGGUGCAGCUGGCUCGGGAAGAAAUCAAGAAUGGCAAAUGCGUUGUCAUUGGCCUGCAGUCAACAGGAGAAGCCAGAACAUUGGAAGCUUUGGAGGAAGGUGGUGGGGAACUGAAUGACUUUGUUUCUACAGCAAAAGGAGUAUUCCAGUCUCUUAUUGAGAAGCACUUUCCAGCUCCUGACAGGAAGAAGCUGUUCAGCUUGUUGGGAAUUGACCUGACUGCUCAGAGUAAUAACAAUUCACCCCGGGACAGCCCUUGCAAGGAGAACAAAGUAAAGAAACGAAAAGGUGAAGAAAUAAGCAGAGAAGCCAAAAAAGCCCGCAAAACAGGUGGCCUUGCAGGGAGCAGCUCUGAUGAGAGUGAGAGUGAGUCUGAUGCUUCAGACAAUGAAGAAAGUGACAAUGAGAGCUCCAAAUUUUUGAGUUCUGGAGACGAUGAUGACUUCAACCCCUUCAGAGAUGAAUCCAGUGAAGAUGAUGAAGAUGAUCCCUGGUUGAUUAGAAAAGAGCAUAAAAAAAAUAAAGAAAAGAAAAAGAAGAAAAGCAUAGACCCAGAUUCUAUUCAAAGUGCCUUACUAGCCUCUGGUCUGGGAUCCAAACGACCCAGCUGCUUCACUUCCACUGUUGGAACCACCACUUCUAGUACCAACACGUCUGCAAACAGUAACACAAACAGCAGCUUUGUAACGAGUCAGGAUGCUGUUGAAAGGGCCCAACAAAUGAAAAAAGAACUGCUGGAUAAACUGGAAAAGCUGGCUGAAGAUCUUCCACCUAAUACACUGGAUGAGCUUAUAGAUGAACUGGGUGGUCCUGAAAAUGUUGCAGAGAUGACGGGCCGCAAAGGCAGAGUGGUGAGCAACGAUGACGGCAGCAUCUCCUACGAGUCACGGUCUGAGCUGGAUGUGCCCGUGGAAAUCCUGAACAUCACAGAGAAGCAGAGGUUCAUGGAUGGAGAUAAGAACAUUGCCAUCAUCUCAGAGGCUGCCAGCUCUGGUAUCUCUCUGCAAGCAGACCGCAGGGCCAAGAACCAGAGGCGGAGGGUGCACAUGACCCUGGAGCUGCCGUGGAGCGCCGACAGAGCAAUCCAGCAGUUUGGAAGAACUCAUAGAUCCAACCAAGUGACUGCUCCAGAGUAUGUGUUCCUCAUUUCUGAACUGGCAGGAGAGCAAAGAUUUGCAUCUAUAGUUGCAAAAAGACUGGAGAGUUUGGGAGCCCUGACCCACGGGGACAGACGGGCCACAGAAACUCGAGACCUCAGCAGAUUCAAUUUUGACAACAAGUAUGGCAGAAAUGCUCUGGAGAUUGUUAUGAAAUCCAUUGUGAACUUGGACUCCCCAAUGGUCUCACCUCCUCCUGAUUUUCCUGGAGACUUCUUCAAAGACGUUCGUCAAGGAUUGAUUGGUGUAGGCUUGAUAAAUGUGGAGGACAGAUCUGGAAUUCUGACCCUUGAUAAAGAUUACAACAAUAUAGGGAAAUUUCUGAAUCGAAUUCUUGGCAUGGAAGUCCAUCAGCAGAAUGCUCUGUUCCAGUACUUCUCUGACACGUUAAAUGCAGUUAUUCAGAAUGCUAAAAAGAAUGGAAGAUAUGACAUGGGCAUCUUAGAUUUGGGCUCUGGGGAUGAGAAGGUGAGGAAGGCAGAUGUUAAGAAGUUUUUAACUCCUGGAUAUUCUACCUCUGGACAUGUAGAGCUGUACACAAUCAGUGUGGAGAGAGGAAUGUCUUGGGAUGAAGCAACAAAGAUCUGGGCAGAACAAACAGGUCCAGAUGAUGGAUUUUAUUUAUCACUACAGAUAAGAAAUAACAAGAAAACAGCAAUUCUAGUAAAAGAAGUGAAUCCUAAAAAGAAGCUUUUUUUGAUAUACAGACCAAAUACUGGGAAACAACUCAAACUAGAAACAUGUGCAGACCUGAAAAAGAAAUAUAAGAAGGUACCUUCUGAGGAUGCUCUGCCACACUGGCUGGAGCAGUACAACUCCUCUGCAGACACCUGCACCCACGCCUACUGGAGAGGGAACUGCAAGAAGGCAGGCCUGGGGCUGGUGUGUGAGGUGGGGCUGCGCUGCAGAACCUACUACGUGCUGUGUGGCUCCGUGCUGAGCGUGUGGACGAAGGUGGAAGGAGUGCUGGCCUCGGUCAGCGGCACCAACGUCAAAAUGCAGAUCGUGCGCCUGAGGACAGAGGAUGGGCAGAGGAUCGUAGGUUUGAUCAUUCCUGCAAAUUGUGUGUCGCCCCUCGUGAACCUCCUGUCGACGUCCGACCAGUCGCAGCAGCUGGCAGUGCAGCAGCAGCAGAUCUGGCAGCAGCACCACCCCCAGAGCAUCACCAACCUCAACAACGCAUGAGAGGACAAGCUACAGGUGUUGACUUUGGUGUUUGAGGAAAAGGCUGUAAAAGCAUAUCACUUGCAUAAAAAUCAGGGACAGAUUCCAAAGAAAUAUAACUUUUUCAGUUCAGUUGUGUCUCAAAUACUUUGGGAAUAAAGAGAUCUAAAAAGGUUGGUAGAACUGAAAGCCAGCAGUUGUUUAUGGUGGUGCAUCUGUCUUUCCUUAUGCUCUCUGUAGUGCUUCCUGUUUGCUUUUACUUUUGGCCUUUUAAGCUACAAACCACAAUUUGUUUGAAAAUGCUUGAAAAUCCCCAAGCAGGCUUUAUUUUUAUCUUGUCAUACAGUGCUCAGGGUUUAACGCAGUGCAUCGAUGCCAUUGCUGUGGGAGAUCUCGAAUGCAUGUAUUGAGUAUAUAUAUAGAAAAUAUAUAUUGGGUUUUUCUCUUCAAUUUGAGUUUAUAAAAGCAUGAAACCUAGAGGUUGCACAUCAUGCAUUCAGGUUCCUUCCCAGUUUCUGUUUGACAGUGCAUGUCUUUGGAAACGGGCAUGGACGGCAUAAACACACGAGACAGGAAUUCAGAGAGAAACACAAUCUUAGUUGUACAGCAUUGGUUAUUGCAUUUUUAUAGUGUUUAUACCCAGGUGUUGCAUUUUUUCUGGUUCUCUCCUGGGAGUUAUAUAUUUGAGUCUACAACAUGUUCUUUUUGUGAUAAACAUCUUAAAUUAAAAUUAGCUCAUUUUUAAUGUAUUAAUGGUAUUCCUAAUGUGUACUGCAAAGAUGGCUGGAUGCCUGUUUUCCUUAAAUUGAAGCAUUUCCUUAAUCUGAGGUGGUUAUGGAAACUUAAGUGCAAAUUCACUUCCAUCUCGCAUACAAUCUUAUAUUUUUUACUUCAUUAACAUAAUUUAAUUUGUCACUUUUAAGAUGAAACCUUACUUGAGCUGUAAAUUAGAGAAUGGGAAACACUUGAGGGUUCCGCUGUAUGUGCUGUUUCUGUUAUGUUUAAUAUGUUGUAAGACAUUGUAGAGUUUAUCUGGAGCUGUUUAAAAGAAAUUGUAAUGUACAAAUGUGAAUAGUCACUUAUCUAUAAUAUGGGUAAGUUUUGUUUUGCCUAUAAUAGUAGAUGUUUAUAAGAAAGUGAAGGACAAUGUUUGUCAUUUCUUGCUUGCACAGGUUGCACUAUUGAAAAAUUGAGAUUGUAUAAACCUGUCCAAAAAACUACAAGAUAAUGAUCUUGUAGAUGUCAAAUAAAAGUUAUUGUACUAACAAGAAGUGGAGUCUUGUUUAGGCAAUCACCAUAUUCCAAAAAAACUAACAAGUCUGUACAAUUGGAAUUGGACAGGACUUGGCAUGUUCCUGCUCUAACCAGGCUUCUGUCUUGCAGCCCAAACCUCUCGGCUGAACUCGCUAAUGAGGCAAGAGCCAAACUCUGUCUAAAGCUCCCUGUGUGUCUUAAGGAAGGCUCAGCUCAGUUCCAGAGCAGGAUGGCUGCAGGUGUGGCACCUCUGAAGCACUCGGUGAGCCACUCGAGGGUCAGAGUGGGGCAGAAGAAGAGAGUUCCCUUAAGGAAUUAUCCCUUAUUAAUUCCGUAAAUCCCUUAUGGAAUUAUUGCUCCUGAGGCUCUUUAUUGCUCCCAGUGCCAGCAGCUCAGUGUGGUCACCAAGGGAAGGAGGGAAGGGAGACCUGGCAGGGAAGGAAGUUUGCCCAAUUCCUUCUGCCUUAGCCUGAAGUAGUCAGGAAGGAUGAAGCCCCUGCUCCUGCUUGGGAUAACUGGAACUGCAGAUCUGGAAUAAUUCCUCUGCCCUCCAUGUCCUGCUGCACCUCUGUAAAUCCCUGGGAUGCAGGUGCUUGGUUUUGGGGGAUCUUCAGUGCUGGGAGCAGGGGAGGGGAGCUGAGCACUGUCACAGCACAGGGUGUGGGGGAGGCUGUUCUGUGUUCUGUACCCACCAGGGGAUGGAUUUGGCACCCAUUCCAGGAGCAGGGCUGGGAUUUUGAGGAGUGUGUUGACAGAUUACUACUGCAGCAGACAGCAAACCAAACUGCCAGUAACGACAGGCUGUGUGUGGCUGCUGCUUAAUUGUUACUUGCUGGAGAAACUUCUGCCAUCUGAGAUGGUGACAUAACAUUUUAGGUCUUGAUCCUCAGUAAAAUAGUUCUGGAAGUGGUAGACUCACAAUUAGCGAUUUUUAAUUUUUUUUUUAAAUAAUGAUUUAAAUACACUUGGUUCCUAAGUGCUCUUUUCAGCCUGGUGUGUUCACUUUGAUUGUUGGGAUGAGCAAAUCUGAUAUUCCCUGUAUUGAUGAGCAAACAGCACUAUUUGCUUCAACCUUUUAAACUUCCCAUGGACUUGUGUCCCCUGGAGGGGAAAAAAGCUGACAGUACUUCCAAGAUCCAUAAGAACUGUUCCUGUUGCAGAAAUCCAUUCCUCUACUUGCUCCUCUGCCUGCUCCUUGCAACAUCACUGCCUUGGCUUUGCCAUCCACUCACUAACACAGCUGCAGCCAUGGCUCUGGACUGUUGUAACAUCUUGAAAGUUAACAUCAAAAAAAAAGAAAACAGCUUUCAAGCCACAGCAAUAUUUUCUCUCUUGAAAAUUCCUACUCGGUGCUUGGGGUGUGGAUUUUGGCACUUGUUCCCUGCAUGAGCUGCUGAUAAAGCUUGGGGAGAAAGGGAAUGUAAAUUGCCCUGGAUGGGGCAAGAACAGUGACUGGUGUCCCUUUGCAGCACUGCCUGUGAGACAAACAUCUUCCUGGGGAGGACAAAAAGACCAAUUAUUACAUCAUAAAUUAAUUACCAGGCCAGGCAAGGGUGGUCUCUGUGUUUUCCUGCUUGUGGGGUAUUGAUCUGCUUUGUACAAAAUGAAAUACAAAAUGCUCUGUACAUCUGAAAUGGACAUAAAGCCUAUAAAGGACAGAGGGCUCUGGGAACAGGGGCAAUGCCAUGUGUAAAAUGGCAGCAACUUCUGACUGUGUGCAUUUUGGAAUUGUGCUGCAGAAGGGGAAGGUGCAUACUUGAGUUGAUUUGGGAACUGAAAACCCAGAUUUUGGGUUCUUUUCUCUAACUGUCCCUUGACAGCAACUCAAUUAUGACUUGUUAACUAGUUUCAUAAUUAAGAUAUGUCUGGCAUGAUAAAUGCAAUUAUAACCCCCUCAAAGCCUCCUUGCACUGCAAGUAUUCCACAUUUUCCAGUGGCUGUGUGGUUCAUUGGGAACACACUCCUCUUGUAAGGACUGCAAGUUCCCCAAAGAUGCAAGUUCUCUGUUCCAUGUGUAGUAUUUUCUUUGUAAAUGGAGAAAUCUCUGCAACCUGUAAACGCUGUUCAAGUGAAUUAUCAAGGGGUUUUGUAUUUUUCUUUUGUGUUUGGAAUAACUUCACUCGGCUCCCAGUGCAGUCUGUACAUAAAUAGAGCCUGUUUGUAUAUAGAGGUGUUAAAGGCUACUGAAUUAUUGAAUGUAAAUAACUCUCGUUUUCCUCUGUGGUUUUUUCCUUCAUGACCUUCCCAAGAUGUAUUCCUAUUUUCUCAACCUGCCACGUGGGCAGCUUGUGUGUACUUUGAAAUAUAUAUAGAGCAUAUAUAAACCUUCCA
Melospiza georgiana is the source of this 7849-nucleotide messenger RNA. RefSeq names its product strawberry notch homolog 1 (gene SBNO1). The coding region runs from base 110 to 4285 and encodes 1391 amino acids. The record is from RefSeq and is a predicted model, not a curated record. Gene Ontology annotation, biological process: regulation of DNA-templated transcription. The transcript has 32 exons. Gene Ontology annotation, molecular function: chromatin DNA binding; histone binding. Lineage: Eukaryota; Metazoa; Chordata; Aves; Passeriformes; Passerellidae. Gene Ontology annotation, cellular component: nucleus.